CCGAGCUCCGCGGCCCGGGCUCUGCGCUCGGCGGCUCCGCUCCGCAGCAGCAGGGCCGGGGCUGGGGCUUGGAUCCGGGGCUGGGGCUGGGUGGGGGGGGGGAAUGAUCCCGGUGCCCCGCCCCGCACCACCCCGCACCGCCCCGGCAGCGGGAUGUGAGCGGAGGCUCUGCCGGUAGCUCCGUGCUGCUCCGCGUCCCCGGGAAGAUGCUGAGCAGGUGGAUGAGCGGCAGCAGCAGGAACCUGGACCGCGAGUACAACUGCACUGUGCGGCUGCUAGACGACAGCGAGUACACCUGCACCAUUCAGAGAGAUGCCAAGGGCCAGUACCUGUUUGACCUUCUCUGCCACCACCUGAACCUGCUGGAGAAAGAUUACUUUGGCAUUCGGUUUGUGGACCCCGACAAGCAAAGGCACUGGCUGGAGUUCACCAAGUCGGUGGUGAAGCAGAUGAGGGCCCAGCCUCCCUUCACCAUGUGCUUCCGUGUGAAGUUCUACCCCACCGACCCUGCUGCGCUGAAGGAAGAGAUCACCAGGUACUUGGUCUUUCUGCAGAUCAAACGGGAUCUCUACCACGGCCGCCUCCUCUGCAAGACGUCGGAUGCCGCUCUGCUGGCUGCCUACAUCCUCCAAGCUGAAAUUGGUGACUAUGACCCGGGGAAGCACCCAGAAGGCUACAGCUCCAAGUUCCAGUUCUUCCCCAAGCACUCGGAGAAGCUGGAGAGGAAAAUCGCAGAGAUCCACAAGUCAGAGCUGAGUGGACAGACUCCAGCUACUUCAGAGCUGAACUUCCUCAGGAAAGCCCAGACUCUGGAGACCUACGGGGUUGACCCACACCCUUGCAAGGACGUGUCAGGGAACGCAGCGUUCCUGGCCUUCACCCCCUUUGGCUUUGUGGUUCUGCAGGGGAACAAGAGAGUCCACUUCAUCAAAUGGAACGAGGUGACCAAGAUGAAGUUCGAGGGGAAGACUUUCUAUCUGUACGUCAGUCAAAAAGAGGAGAAGAAAAUUGUCCUGACCUAUUUUGCCCCGACACCAGAAGCCUGCAAGCACCUCUGGAAGUGUGGGAUAGAGAACCAGGCUUUCUACAAGUUGGAGAAGUCAAGCCAGGUCCGGACGGUGUCCAGCAGCAAUUUGUUCUUCAAGGGCAGCCGGUUCCGAUACAGUGGCCGUGUUGCCAAGGAAGUGAUGGAGUCCAGUGCCAAGAUCAAGAGGGAACCCCCUGAGAUUCACCGGGCAGGGCUGGUGCCGAGCAGGAGCUGCCCCUCCAUCACGCACGGCCCGCGGCUGAGCAGCGUGCCCCGCACCCGCAGGAGAGCCGUGCACAUCUCCAUCAUGGAAGGCCUGGAGUCCCUCCGCGACAGCGCCCACUCCACGCCGGUGCGCUCAGCCUCCCACGGCGAUGCCUUCGUGGCCCCCGGGCGCGGCGGGCGCGUCGAGAGCAGCGAGCGUGUGGCCGUCAUCGCGGACGAGAACUACAGCCCGGCGGACAGCGUGCUGCCCACGCCGGUGGCCGAGCACAGCCUGGAGCUGAUGCUGCUCUCACGGCAGGCCAACGGGGCGCCGUGCAGCAUCGAGGAGGAGAAGGAGUCAGAAGCCGGCACGCCGGCGGCGGCCGAAGCGGAGGAGGUGGGCGGCGAGCUGCGGGCCCUGUGUCCCGGCGCCGGAAGCCUGGCGCAGGCGGAACAGGUGAAUAAGUUUGUUUUAAGUGUCCUCCGUUUGCUCCUUGUGACAGUUGGACUCCUCUUUGUUUUGCUCCUCCUCCUCAUCGUCCUUACCGAGUCCGACCUUGACACUGCCUUUUUCCGCGAUAUCCGCCAGACCCCCGAGUUCGAGCAGUUCCAUUACCAAUACUUUUGUCCCCUCAGGCGAUGGUUUGCCUGCAAAGUCCGCGCCGUGGUAAAUCUGCUCAUUGACACCUGAAGGCAGGAGCCGCCACCUAACUCACGGCGGGGGCCCCGGGGACAGGACCUGCAGCCGCCCCCGCAGCGCCACCUUUGGCACACACACCCUCAAACCCUCCCUUCCCGACCCAGAACGCGGCCCAGGAGGUGGCUUCUUCCCGGGAGGAAGAGGAGGGUGUGGGUGCAGCCUCCUCCUCCCCGCGCUCAGCCCCCCGGAGCCCGCAGGACUCCCGUGGCCCGUUCGGAUCCCCACCGCCGCCCACACGCCUCCGGCAGCACCGAGCGCACGGCGCAGUUUGGUUCUCCCGGGAGCUCACGACGGCGCUCUGCCACGCAGGAGCUUUAGCAAUGGUGCUACUGAGGAUUAAUUCCAACACUCGUGGACUCUUCUCCUUCUGAAAUCCACCACUGGAUGAGGCCCUGAGCAACCUGAUCUAGUGGGAGAUGUCCCGCCCCGGGGCAAGGGGUUGGAACUAGAUGAUCUUUACGGUCCCUUCCAGCCCAAACCAUUCUACGAUUCACUGUGCACUCCACCACCACCACCUCCUCCCACCUCCCGCUUGGCAGAAGCCCUCUUGGAACCUCCAGCCAACCAGGAGGGGACACUCUGGGUCCGUCCUGCUCCCAACCAGCUCCCCAUGGCACGGCCUCACCUAGCACACGGAGGCCUCCUUGCCCCACGCUGCAGAUUCGGCUUUUUCCUCAUUCUCUUCCUUAAGCCUUGAAGCGUGGCUGAUGCUCCCCAGGGCGGGGAGAGCACGGGCAGGGGGAAGCAUGCUGGGCACCCUCGGCCAAGCCGGGGCAUGCAGCCGGUCGUGACCGUGUGGGAUUCCCUGAGGAAGAACCUUUAGCCUCCAGGAGAUGUACCUGUUUUGUACAAAAAGAGAAAAAAAAAAAAA
Molecule: messenger RNA, 2802 nt
Organism: Pogoniulus pusillus (Red-fronted tinkerbird)
Lineage: Eukaryota; Metazoa; Chordata; Aves; Piciformes; Lybiidae
Gene: FRMD5
Product: FERM domain containing 5
Exons: 14
Coding region: 207-1922 (571 amino acids)
Cellular component (GO): cytoskeleton
Molecular function (GO): cytoskeletal protein binding
Source: RefSeq, a predicted model, not a curated record